Messenger RNA from Drosophila guanche, 2491 nucleotides. RefSeq names its product hepatocyte growth factor-regulated tyrosine kinase substrate (gene Hrs). Gene Ontology annotation, molecular function: ubiquitin binding; phosphatidylinositol binding; metal ion binding. The transcript is spliced from 5 exons. NCBI's taxonomy places the organism in Eukaryota, Metazoa, Arthropoda, Insecta, Diptera, Drosophilidae. Bases 120 to 2339 code for a protein of 739 amino acids. The record is from RefSeq and is a predicted model, not a curated record.
UCACACUGGUGGACAAACAACAAAAAAUAAAUAAAAACUUGGAAAAAUUCAAAAAUUGCGAUACACCCAUUAAAUAAGAGAAAAAAAUCAAAAAGGGAAAACAGAUAAAGCAACAAAUCAUGUUUCGAUCGAGCUUUGAUAAGAAUUUAGAGAGCGCCACGAGCCAUCUACGCUUGGAGCCAGACUGGCCCUCCAUACUCCUCAUUUGCGAUGAAAUCAAUCAGAAAGAUGUUACACCGAAGAAUGCCUUCGCCGCGAUCAAGAAGAAAAUGAACUCACCCAAUCCGCACUCGGCCUGCUAUUCGCUGCUGGUGCUGGAGAGCAUCGUAAAGAACUGUGGCGCACCCGUGCACGAGGAGGUGUUCACCAAGGAAAACUGCGAGAUGUUCAGCAGCUUCCUGGAGUCCACGCCCCACGAGAACGUGCGCCAGAAAAUGCUGGAGCUGGUGCAGACCUGGGCCAAUGCCUUCCGCUCGUCGGACAAAUAUCAAUCCAUUAAGGACACCAUGACCAUCCUGAAGGCCAAGGGACACACGUUUCCAGAGAUGAAGGAAGCCGACGCUAUGUUCACGGCCGACACGGCGCCCAACUGGUCCGACGGCAAGGUCUGCCACCGCUGCCGCGUGGAGUUUACCUUCACCAACCGCAAGCAUCACUGCCGCAACUGCGGCCAGGUGUUCUGUGGCCAGUGCACGGCCAAGCAGUGCCCGCUGCCCAAGUACGGCAUUGAGAAAGAGGUUCGGGUGUGCGAUGGCUGUUUUGCAGCACUCCUGCGUCCCGCUGGGAGUGUCGCCGUUGCCGUCAGCAGCGCCAAGCCUGGAGCACGUCCAGCGGAUAGCGAUUUGCCGGCGGAGUACUUGAACAGUUCCUUGUCGCAGCAGGUGCAGACGCCCGCCCGCAAGACCGAGCAGGAGCUCAAGGAGGAGGAGGAGCUGCAACUGGCGCUGGCCCUCAGCCAGUCCGAGGCCGAGCAACAGAAGCAGAAGCUGCAGCAAACGACGCUGACAUCAGCGGCAGCCGCUUACCGCAUGCAGCAGCGUUCGCCGAGUCCAGAGGCGCCGCAGGCACCCAAGGAGUACCAGCAGGAGGAGGCAACCAACCCGGAAUUGGCCAAAUACUUGAACCGCAGCUACUGGGAGCAGCGUAAAAUCAGCGAAUCCUCCUCCAUGGCCAGCCCAUCUGCCCCAAGUCCCAUGCCGCCGACGCCACAGCCGCAGCAAACGUUGCCCGUGCAGCCCAAGACCGCCGAUGAGGUGCAGAUCGAUGAGUUUGCCGCCAACAUGCGCACCCAGGUGGAGAUCUUCGUGAACCGCAUGAAGUCCAACUCGAGCCGUGGUCGCAGCAUUUCGAAUGAUUCCUCUGUGCAGACUCUGUUCAUGACGCUGACCUCGCUGCACUCCCAGCAGCUGUCGUACAUCAAGGAGAAGGACGACAAGCGCAUGUGGUACGAGCAGCUGCAGGACAAGCUGGCACAGAUCAAGGACUCGCGUGCCGCCUUGGACGUGCUGCGGCAGGAGCAUGUGGAGAAGCUUCGUCGCAUAGCCGAGGAGCAGGAGCGCCAGCGUCAGAUGCAAAUGGCCCAAAAGCUGGAGAUUAUGCGCAAGAAGAAGCAAGAAUAUCUGCAGUACCAGCGCCAGUUGGCACUUCAACGCAUUCAGGAGCAGGAACGCGAGAUGCAGCUGCGCCAGGAGCAGCAGAAGGCGCAGUAUCUCAUGGGACAGUCGGCCCCAUUCCCCUACCUCCCUGCCACUGGCGUAGCUCCGCAUGGCUCACCGUCGCAUCAACCGAACAGCGUCUAUAAUCCGUAUGUUGCUGCUGCUCCAGGGUAUGCCGCACCUGCACCCAAUGGCCAUGGACAGUUCCAGGGUAUUCCGCCGGGCAUGUACAAUCCGGCCAUGGCCCAGCCACCGACAAAUGCAGCACCACCCGGCAUGAUGCUGCCUCCGCACUUACAGCAGCCGGGCAGCAUGAUGCAUCAGCCACCGCCAGCCAAUGCGCAGCUGCAACAUGCGGCACCUCCACCACAACAGCAACCACCACAAAUGGGUCAUGUGAUGCUCCAGCAGCAGCAGAUGGUUCAGCCUCAUCCCCCGCCUCAGGCACUAGCUCAACCACCUCCCCCGGCAAUGCAUCAAGCACCCGCACAGCCACUACCCCAAGCACCACAACUGGCACCUCCCCAGGCACCACCGCAGGUCCAACCCGUCACCGAGAUCGCCAAUAAUCAAGUUCAGGCCAUUGCUGCUGCACCCGCUCCACCACAGAAUGAGCCAGAGGCGAAGCCGAAGCCUGUCAAAGCAGAAGAGCCAGCCACGGCCGAGCUAAUAAGCUUCGAUUAAUGCGAAAAUGUCCCCCAGAGUUGAACGAAAUAUAUUAUCAUAUGGAUCUUAAGUCGAGUGAAGUUCCGCGAAAUCCUAUGCGAGAUCAACAACUCAUUUACCUAAUUUUAGCCGCACUCAUGUUAUUCCACAAUAAACCGCACUGUAUUCUA